AUGACGAAUUUGUUUCCUUUCAUUUGCUACGUAUGUAUGUAGGUGGCCUGUACAAAUUGGAAGCGGGUACUAAUGAUCCUCACUGGCAAUUGGCAUAAUGGCACUGAUCCAUUUAAAAUACCUGGCUCUUUGGCGCACUCAGUGGGAAUGUUUCAGAAGUUCCAUUCACUCAGCGAUGAGGAACGUGCUCAAGUGCUCUCCGAAUAUACUCGGUUUAUAUUGGUCCGCCAUCCAUUGGAACGUUUGCUCUCCGCGUAUCGUAACAAAUUAGAGGGAGAGUCUGCGAGUGCACGCUAUUUUCAGUCGCGUGUUGGCCGACAGAUAGUAAAAACCUUCCGAGUCGGCGCCACAAAUCACUCCCUUGAGCAUGGAGAUGAUGUGAGUUUCCCGGAAUUUGUGCAAUACCUGCUAACGCCGGAGGUAAGUCGCACCAAUCAGUCAUACAAUGAGCACUGGGAACCUAUAUCGAAUCUCUGCAACCCCUGUGUAAUGAAGUACAAUGUAAUAGGUAAAUAUGAAACUUUAUUGGAUGAUUCAUCUUUGGCGUUGCACUUAGCGGGUGCAGAUAAUUUUACAUUUCCUACUGGUCACAAACCUUCGAGUACUCGCGCACAUUUGCGCUUGUACUUUGAGCAUUUGCCCAUAAGUGCAAUACGACGGCUUUAUGAGAUUUAUAUAGAUGAUUUUCGUAUUUUUGACUACGGACUGGAAGAUGUGCUGGGCUUCGAGUUUGGAUGAUUUAGCAUUUUCAAACAAUGACGCUUCAAAAUUAUUAUUUGUAAUGGGGCAUUUCUUAUCAAUUUAUAUGUUUUAAAAUGUUUUUAUAUAUUAGUAUGCGUAAAGUACCAAAUUUGUGGAUAAAUACUUAAGUAAAAGUGUUAUGUAGCACUAACUAGUUGUAAGUGUAAAUAAUAUGGCUGACUUCCAAAACAUCAAAUGCAUUGCAUAAGUACAAAGUUCAAUGUUCCAUAACGCCGAACCACAAAACGGAUCCGAAAAGUUAUCAAAACGUAUCGCUAGAGUAAUCAGGGCAUCACUAACAAAGUUGAUGCUUCGUUCUUGGUUACGAUUGGUGUUGUGAAGAUGGUGAAUUCCGAAAGGAUGUUCAUUGUUAUAUUGAAUAUUCAAAAUAUUCAAUGUUUAUGGUUGCAAUGUUUCGCAACUCUGCAUAUACAAACAGUUUAAAUACCACAGUAGAACAGUAUCCAACAUUUAUUUGUAUGUUUUGGAAGUCGGCCUAUAUAUCUGCAUAUAUGUAUGUGUACAAUAAGCCUUACAUGUUCAUAGUGUGUACAAUCUUAAGAUAAAUAGAAGAGUUGCAAGAAUACAAACAUUUUGGUACAUUCAUUAGCAUAUAACAUGCUACAUGCUUGUAUUUGAAUCAAAAUAGGGGUAUUUUCUAAAUCUUGCAAAGCCACUGCGCGUAGCACGGAUUGCAUGCAUUGCAUAACCUGCAACCACAAAACAACAAAAUACAUGGGAAACAACAUUUCAUAUCGCUGCAAAAUACGCAACGUCGAAAGUCAUGUAUAUAUUUUGCAAAAUAGCAUAGCAAUAUAAAUGCGACCCUGUGCUAGUGGUUUUGUUGUUGGAAUUGCUACAUAUUUCUCUCAUUCCUCUCAUCUCGCUCACUUCAUUUUUUUGCUGUCUCUUGUUAUUGUAUUUGAUACAUAAUUUCGCUGCUUGCUACCCAUGCAUGCUACCACAUUGCAAUAGGGUGCUCUCGUACUCUUCGAAAUUUGGAAUAGUAUUUUUUCAUUUCGUGCAAUCCGUGGAUCGUGCAAGACUUCGAGAAUACCCCUAAUGUGAUUAACUUGAAUUUGGUAAACCAAAGCAUAUCUAUCUAAACUCUACAGCUAUGGAUAGUGUUGGUCUAAAAUGGAUAGGUUCAUUUUGCUUUGGUAGCUUAGUUGGUUUGAUAAAUCUUUGAUAGGCAAAAAUAUUUAUUAAUAUGCAACAAAAGUUAACCUUAAGAUUUGUUUGAUUGAGAUUGCAUACUUUCUUCUUUGCAACUUUUUAUAGUAAUUCCAUAUAUGUAUAUAAUACUUCAAUAUUACUAGCACAAUAUGGCGCAAUGUGUUUUCAAUUCGAAAUCAAAAAAAGAACAGCCUAUGCCAAUUUUUGUAAUUGUAGAAGCUUACAUGUAUAUUUGUAAACUACUAGAUAGAACAAGGUACCAUAUCAUAACAAGGGCGGUACAGGGAAUUAAAUAAAUAAACAAAAAUUGUA
Messenger RNA from Rhagoletis pomonella (apple maggot), 2229 nucleotides. Its product is annotated as carbohydrate sulfotransferase 11-like. Gene Ontology annotation, biological process: carbohydrate biosynthetic process. Gene Ontology annotation, molecular function: sulfotransferase activity. The record is from RefSeq and is a predicted model, not a curated record. NCBI's taxonomy places the organism in Eukaryota, Metazoa, Arthropoda, Insecta, Diptera, Tephritidae. Gene Ontology annotation, cellular component: membrane. The coding region runs from base 73 to 738 and encodes 221 amino acids. The transcript is spliced from 2 exons.